This is a messenger RNA of Aureobasidium pullulans EXF-150, 930 nucleotides long. RefSeq lists its product as uncharacterized. NCBI's taxonomy places the organism in Eukaryota, Fungi, Ascomycota, Dothideomycetes, Dothideales, Saccotheciaceae. The transcript is spliced from 2 exons. The record is from RefSeq and is a predicted model, not a curated record. The coding region runs from base 1 to 930 and encodes 309 amino acids.
AUGCCAGACCAUCAUCAUCACUCUUCAAGGCGGAGAUUACGCUCACCGGAGCGUUCUAGACGUGAUCGCGACCAUCGCCAGAAAAGACGAAGCCGGUCUCCUCCAUCGGUCCAAUUGCCUCUGAAUGCGCGUGCCCUCGUCAAACAUGAUUUGAAAGAAUUUAAGCGCUUGUUCGCCCUCUACCUUGACAUUCAGAAGCAGAUUGACGUAGACGAUCUCGAUGAGACCGAGGUCAAAGGUAGGUGGAAGUCGUUCCUUGGCAAAUGGAAUCGCGCCGAGCUCGCAGAGGGUUGGUAUGAUCCUGUGACGAAAGAGAAAGCCGAUCGUGCCGCUGCAGAACAGAAGACGAGACACUACAGCCCACCACCGAGAGAACAGCAACACCAAGACGCAUCGACCGUCCAGCCAGCCGAAGACCAUGACGAUAGCGAGGACGAUUACGGGCCAUCGUUACCGACCACCAUCAGCCGUGUCGGACCCUCUGUACCAUCCAUGCAAGAUCUUCAGUACCGGAACGAGCUUGCUGAAGAAGACGACACUGCUCGCAGACAAGAUCUUCGGUUUGACCGUAAGAUGGAUAGGAGGCUACAGAAGGAGCGCUUAGAAGAACUCAACCCACGCGCCGAACCAGGCUCACGGGAACGUCAGCUGGAGAAGAAGCGCGAGAAGGCUGUCGCGAAUCGCGCUUUCCGUGAGGAAAAGUCUCCGGGAGCCGAGGAAGUCGGUGAGGGCGACUUGAUUGGCGGCGAAGAUGGUAUCAAGGCUCAUCUGCAAGCUACGCAGCGCAAGAAGUCGGAACGUGAGCUGAGAAAAGAGGAGAUUCUCCGCGCUCGAGAAGCCGAACGCGAAGAGAGGCUUGCCGAACACAGGGCUAAGGAGGACAAGACUAUGGAGAUGCUCAAGAGUCUUGCCAGACAACGCUAUGGCUAA